UGGCCACCUGUACAUUUUUCAACCUGUAUCUCUGGUUUCAUGAUGAUGGUUAUUGAAUUGUUAUAAUGCUAAUGUGACCCUGUUGUCGAUUUCUAGUGACUCUCCUUGUUCAUUAAGUUGAUGUGUCAGUUAGAGACAUAAUUUGGGGUACAGGGAUGGGUAAUGUGGAAGUGACGGACAUGGCUCCUGUCCGGAGUGAUGAACGAAAGGAGCUUAAUAUCAGCCGCAAGGUCAACUACAGGCAAUACUGUAAGCAUGUCCAGCAUGAAUAUUCCGAGGCCUGUAUGAUGGAACUGCCAUGGAGCAUUCGAGACUCAAUCUCCCUGUAUGAACGGAUGGAUGCUUCGUUCCACAUGCUGACAGAACUGCCAGUUGAACUGCCAUUGCGACUGCCCCAUCUCAAUUACCUGAACCUUAGCUAUAACAAACUUACUACCCUGCCGGAGAGCUUUUCAUUAUUGUUCCACCUCAAGACGCUUCUGCUAAGUCACAACCAGAUCCAGCAUCUGCCAGAGUCUUUCAUCCACCUUGUCAAGUUAGAAAAACUAGACAUAUCACACAAUUCCUUGCGAGAACUGCCAGAGGAAAUCGGUGCAAUGGAAUCGCUCAAGAAGCUCAACCUCUCAAAUAACAAGUUAAAGUUAUUACCAGUGUCUUUGGGGACUUCUGAAAAGUCGUUAACAGUUCUUGCUGGGAAUAAUCGCAUGACUUUUCCCCCGCAAAAGAUAUGUAAUGAGGGCUCUGAUGCAAUUAUUCGAUACUUGAAGAGGAACUGUACAAAUGGGGUGAUAAUUUCAACCAAACAUGACAUCAAUCAGUUCCCACGGGUACGCGGAAACCAACCGCCAUCGGCUGUCGUGAAUCCACAUUCUGCACAAGCACAGUACAUACAAACACAGACACACACAGCUAAUACUCCUAGUCGAAUCAAAACGCCUCUGCUCCCACCUCUUGGAUCUAGUCAGCUGGAUGCCCUCGACCUCAGAGAUAGGAUUGUAGGUUUAAUAUAUGGUGCUGCGGUAGGUGACGCUGUGGGCAUCGCCACUCAGUUCAUGGACCGGGACGAGUGUGAAUUCCACUAUAAUCGAGAUGACCUAAAGUAUCGGGACAUUGUACGCGACACACACAGGGUGCGAUGGAGGCCGGGAGACUGGACAUGUUAUUUUGAUCAUUUUGUCUUGGUGCUUGACAGUGUUAUUCAGUGGGGUGGUGUCGUUGACGAACUUGACUUUGCCAAGAGGUUACAUUCCUGGUCUAAAACAGGCUUCCCUGAGUUGGGAGAUACUGAUGGUUACACGUACUGUAACACUAUUGUUAAGGUAUUGAAUAAUGACACAUUCCUUGCCUCACCCCAUUUGACUGGUCAAGCGUUGAUUGAUGGAUUGAUGAAGCAUCAGCAGAAGAUAGAAGCAGCAGACGUUGAUGAGGAUAAUCUGGACCAGUAUGCUGAUAAUGGCGCCAUUGUCAGGGCGGCUGUUCUUGGCAUUCCACUAUUCCACGACCUGAGUGAAGUGGCUGAGAACACGGUCCGUAUCUGUAAAGCUACUCAUGCUGACCCCCGAUGUGUGUCAUUGUCUGUGUGGGUGGCAUCCAUGGUGGCUCUUCUCCUUCAGGGUGAAUCCAACACAUCAACAUCAGCUGGUGUUGAGGAGAUCCUUGCAAAAUGUAGUGAUGAAGCCAGGAAGCAACUGAAGGAAGACAACCACAUCCAGGAGUUUGAAAGAUAUCUUCAAGUCAAGAAUUUUGAUGGUGUGGAUGUUGACCAGCCAGGACGAAUUGUUUAUGUCUUCAAACCGGUCGCAGCAGCUGUAGCUGCCCUAAGACAGCAGUUGGACUACAAGUCUGCUAUCUCCGACCUAGUUAUGCGCGGAGGAGACAGUUGUGCAAAUGCCACAGUAACUGGUGCUGUCCUUGGUAGUAAAGUUGGAUAUUCAGCACUGCCGAAACACUGGAUUCGGGAUUUACGCAAAAAGCAAACAGAUUGGCUUAAUACAAAGAUAAAUGCUUUGUUAGAUAUGAUGGGUAUACCAUAGGUUGUUGAUGCAUUCCUUAUUGUCUUUGACUGCCUGGAGACUGCUUGGCAUUCUCUCUACAGAUCAUUACUAUUGGAAUGGUGGACAC
Molecule: messenger RNA, 2121 nt
Organism: Lineus longissimus
Lineage: Eukaryota; Metazoa; Nemertea; Pilidiophora; Heteronemertea; Lineidae
Exons: 10
Coding region: 156-2033 (625 amino acids)
Molecular function (GO): protein binding
Source: RefSeq, a predicted model, not a curated record